AUGCUGAAACUAUUUAUCCUGCAGGAUUAAAAAAUAAAAUAAAAUAAAAUUAGUACAAAUAAAAUAAAUAUAGUAAAAAUAGUGUCAACUCAGUGUGACCAGUAAUCUCAGUCUGGCUUUAAAAUCAAUCUCCUUUUUUUUCUUUUCUAAUUUUGCAGCACAUAUCUGAACACCAUCAGCUCCUAUGAACCGCCUCGACCUGCUGCAUGCGGACAACCUGGUUUGGUGCAAAACAGGAAGCCUACAAGGCAGAUAAAUAUCCCUGCAGCUCGACAUUGCAAAACCUUUUUUUCUCCAACUACUGCAAUAUUUUGUGGGUUUGCACCUGAAACAAUUCCUCCUCGUCGCCCGUUUCAGCCGCUCGAGGAGGACGGUGCCAAACCAGGAAGUGCGCGGCGGCGGCGCAGCGCGUGGCUCCACCUCGACGCCCUCCGACGUUAAACUGACUCGUCGCUCCACAUUUCGGUCACUGCAUCAUCAGCGCUGACGUGGAAACUACGUGAGCGCGGGCACACGGCGUCCACCCACACUGUCACCGGUGACGAGUCACACCACGUAAAAAGUUCGGUAGCUGACUAUGGAGACCUCACUAUCGCCUCAGCUGGACAGCAGUUUGAACGAGUCGCUGACGGAUGGAGAAGAGAACCAAAGUGAAACCAGUCUGUCUUCUUCAGACCUUAAUCAGGUGUCGGUUACUGCAGAGUGUUCUGGUGUGACUGUUGUCCAGCUGUCCGACGGUCAGACAGUGCAGGUUCAAGGAGUCAUCCAGGCCCCUCAGACGUCUGUUAUACAGCCGCCACAAGUGCAGACUGUCCAGAUUGCUACCGUGGCAGAGCUGGAGGAUGACGAGACAGUUGCAGACGUGCAGAAGAGACGGGAGAUUCUCACCAGGCGUCCGUCUUAUCGAAAAAUUCUUAACGAGCUUUCGUCGGAUUCGCCGGCAGUUCCUAAAAUCGACGAGGAAAAGAUGGAAGAUGAGACGCUGCCCCUCUCCAGCAGCCCAUCGACGUCUGUGCCAACGUCCAUCUACCAGACCAGCUCUGGACAGUACAUUGCGAUCGGCCAGGGCAGAGCCAUCCAGCUGACCAAUCCCGGAGUUGAAGCCCUUCAAGGGGCCCAGACCCUGACGGUGACCAGCUCUGCAGCCCCACAGCCCGGAGCCACCAUCCUGCAGUGUGCAGCUCAGUCGGGAGACUCCCCACAGCAGUUCUACAUCCAGGGAGGACAGAUGCUCAUCCAAGCUGCCACAGGAGACAUCCCCGCCUACCAGCUGCGUUCGCCCAACUCGGGUCUGGCUCAGAGCAUCGUGAUGGCGGCGUCUCCGGGCGGCAUGCAGAGUCCAUCGUCGCAGCAUGCCGAAGAAAUCACCCGCAAGAGGGAGGUCAGGCUGAUGAAGAACAGGGAAGCAGCUCGCGAGUGCCGCAGGAAAAAGAAAGAGUACGUCAAGUGUCUGGAAAACCGCGUGGCCGUGUUGGAAAACCAAAACAAGACCCUGAUUGAAGAGCUGAAAGCACUGAAGGACAUUUACUGCCACAAAGCUGAGUAGCGGCGGUUUUGCUUGUGGUCACGGCUGAAGACAGUUUACAAACUGCUACAGCGAAAAAGAAAAAAAAAAGCAACAAAAAAAAAAAAGAAGAAGAAGAAAAGACUCUGGAACAAAAACUGCUUUGACCGUCUUUGUUUCUCCGCUCACUCAGACCUGAUUUACGCCAAAAUUCAGAAGUGUUGUGGAGAUUUCAAACAGCUUGCCAGUUUCUGCUCUCGUUCUUAUCUUGUGCUCUUUGCAUGACUCAAGUGUUAAACACACUGCGCUUGCUGUUGCUGUUGUGCACGAGGCGAGGCCAGCCUAUGAGAGCCAGCUGAAGAAGUAGAAAAAGAAGAAGAAGAAGAAGAAGAAGAAGCACAGGAAGUGCAAACACAGGUGCUUCCUGAAAAUGUGCCGCCGCUUGACUACAGCGAGAAUAAAACAACCUCGAGGGGUCUGGCCAGGUCUUGCUGCCAGCAAGUUUUCCAGAUGAGGUCAGGUGAGGUGCACAUGAAGCUCCGCAGAUCCACCAGCAGCUGCAACAAGCAACUCCAACCAUGUUUACCUGAUCUGCAUUUGUGUAAUUUAUGCUUCUGUUUUUUUGGUCGUUGCAUUCCUUCACGUGGAAACUACCGAGGAGAAGUAUCGUCAAGCGUUCAGUCCGUAAAGUGAUUUCCUGGAUUUCCCUCAUUUUCAGUUUGUUUUAAGGUUGCAAACAAGCGAAAUAGAAGAAUUCAACAUUCAAAUCCUCGUUACGUUUGGUUGCUUCUGCACAGAUUGUUGAAAUGAUUUGAAUCAGGUUCGCAAAAGUCCAAAAGAAUCUUUAUUUUUUCAUUACUAAGGUGAACUAAUUGUGAAACGAAAGAACAGAGCCGGUCUAUAGUCAAAGCACAGAAUAUAUUGAAGUAUCAGAUUUUAUUUUCUAUUAACAAAUAUACAAACAAUUUCACUCGAAAAACUUAAUAUAUAUUCUACAAAAUAAAUGUUACCUACUGAGUAGUCGCGUUAAAAGUUGAUUUGCUUGUUCUAUCUUGAAAAAUAUUAAAUUUGUAGAUUAAUAUUUUACAAUGAUGCACAGCUCCAAGAACAACGGUUUCCUGGCAAGCAUCACUUUUGUUUUUAGAAAUGAUGGAUAUCCAUUUUCAAAUUAAACUGUAUUUGAUUAUGGCUUGAUAUUAAAAAUGCUCUGUUUAAAGGGUGAUGCCAAUUUCUCUAUUUGUUUUUUUUUUUUGUAAAGAUGUUUUAUUUUAAAUAUAUAUAAUAUAUCAUCUUGUGUUCAUGUUUCUGGUGAUAUUGGAAACUGCUCGCUUUCUCUGUUUCUGUUGAUGUAGUUGUUGAGUUUUGUUCCGGUGAUUCUAUUUUAUUAAUAUAUUUCAUUUUCUGUUCAGCACGUAGAAAAAGAGCAACAGACCCGAGCGUAUGUUGCACUUCGGCUGCCAAAGCUAUUUAAGUAACAGUUUGGUAUUUGUCUGCCGUUUAGCUCAAUGACAACAGUGUGAGUCAUCCUGUGGCAGUCUCGAUAUUUACCAGCCAAAUACCUGUCAUGGUUUGUAUUCUCAGAGGAGCACCCAUUCUGUUCGAGUCCAUUGAAACGCAAGUGAUGCUAAAAUUCAGGUUUUCUUUGAUAUCAAGUGAGGUGAACAUUAUUCUGCACUUAGUUUUCGCUGUUUUAAAUGGCUCCAAAUUUUACCAGGUGUUUUCUUAAUGUACUUCCUUGUUUGAAUUGUAAAACUAUUUUUUGUUUAUCUAAUAAAAUUAUUAAAUUUGA
Messenger RNA from Stegastes partitus (bicolor damselfish), 3293 nucleotides. Its product is annotated as cAMP-responsive element modulator-like. Bases 578 to 1546 code for a protein of 322 amino acids. Gene Ontology annotation, molecular function: cAMP response element binding; protein binding; DNA-binding transcription factor activity, RNA polymerase II-specific. NCBI's taxonomy places the organism in Eukaryota, Metazoa, Chordata, Actinopteri, Pomacentridae. Gene Ontology annotation, cellular component: nucleus; ATF4-CREB1 transcription factor complex. The transcript is spliced from 8 exons. The record is from RefSeq and is a predicted model, not a curated record. Gene Ontology annotation, biological process: regulation of transcription by RNA polymerase II.